UGUUUCUGUCCCAUGGUUCCCCUGGGGUUCUGCAUGGAAUGUUGGGCUGUGCCUGUAGCAACUGCCCUUGUCUGCUGAUCCUGCGGCCGUUGGUGGAACACUGGUGGAGCAGCGCUGGAGCAGCAGCUGCAGCAUCUGCUCCUGGCUGUCCCUCAGCAGCCACCUUCUGCACUCGGCGCCACAGCUGGCCUCUGCAGCGACAUCCUCAUCUCCUCGUCUACUGCCAGGCAUCCCCACAGCACUUUGGCACUGUGCAAGGUGGAAAGGAGAGGCACAAUGAAAAGGAAAGCAAGAGCCCACACUGAGCCGUGAGUUUUGGCCUAGGGUUAAAGGACAGCAAACUUGAGGAAUGGCGAGCAAGACAACUGCUCUUUCAGAGUCACAGUGGGAUUGGUCCAAGGCCGUGGCUGCACGCCAGGUGUCUCUUGACCACUUGCCUUUCUUACGUCCUACUCCUUCUUCCUCUAGACACAUCAAUGUUGGCAGUGACUUUCAGGCCGAGCUCCCUGAGCUGCAGACCGGGCCGCCAAGUGAGGAUGAAGAGCCUGCAACCCUGGUCUGGAAGCCCUUGGAGGAAGACGACCCUGACCUGGAAAAACCAGACAGAGGCUCUGAUAGAUGGACACCUGAGGAGAAGGAGGCCUUCCAAAAGGCUUUCCACACCUACGGCAAGGAUUUCCAUCUCAUCCAGAAGCAGAUCCCGAGUAAGACUGUGGCACAGUGUGUGGAGUACUACUACUGCUGGAAAAAAGAGCAGAAACUUGCCAGCAGCACUCUUGCUCACGUGAGUGGGAAGAAAAUCCAGACAUGCCAGCAGGGUCAAGAAACUGGCAGAAGGGGACAAACCCUGCUGUCAAGCCACACCACAUGCCGCUUUGCCAGGUUCCCUUGGUCCCACGCACUGGGAGAGGCGCAGCAGGUGCUGCCCAGACUUUUGUUGUGCUGCUGCCCUGAAAUACGGAAUUGUGGAGCACAACUUUGACCCAACAAAGCAGCACCACCAUCAAAAUGGGCUUUGACUCUCUACAAAUCGGUUUCUCAAGGGCUGGCACCCUCAGAUUCCAAUCAGACCCUUCAUUCCCCACUGCUUGCUAACAUCAGCCAUCUGGGCUGCCUUCAUGGAGAUGCUGCCAAAUUUUAGAGAUCUUUUGUAGCACCCCAGCGUAUCCCCAAAAAGGAGCUGCCAGUGCCAUGGCACCUUUAAUACUUUCCUUACUGGCAGAGAGCAAUUUGCUUCACAGAGAGAGACAGAGAGAGGGAGAGAGAGAGAUUAUUUUGGGUAGGAGAAAAUGGGUAAUCAUGUGUCUUCACUAGUGUGACUGAAUGUAAAAGCCACGCCCUAGACAUGUGGGGAGGAAAACCAGAGAUAAAUAGAUGUUAGGCAGAGAGGUAGAAAUCAGACAUGUAGAACUAUGGAUAGCCACGUAUUUAUCCCACCCCCUUAGAGCUGUGGUAAAGGGGAGUAUUUUCCUCCAACCUCCAUGGUUGGCAGCCUGCCGCAGCCCACUGCCAUAUCCAGCCCUUUUCUCAGCUCUUUGGGGUUUGGAAGAAUUUGCUUAGGCCAAUAGAUUUUUGGGGUGGAUGCUGUGAAUUCCAGCUUUCUAAAAGGAAGGAAGGAAGCAUAAGUAAGGAUUCUUUGAUUUCCAGACUGCGGGCAAACGGAAGAGGAGGAAAAGCCCUCCCAGGAAGGAGACUGGGGAGACAGGGAAGAGA
Passer domesticus (house sparrow) is the source of this 1713-nucleotide messenger RNA. Its product is annotated as transcriptional-regulating factor 1-like. The coding region runs from base 350 to 982 and encodes 210 amino acids. Gene Ontology annotation, biological process: negative regulation of DNA-templated transcription; regulation of transcription by RNA polymerase II. The transcript has 4 exons. The record is from RefSeq and is a predicted model, not a curated record. Gene Ontology annotation, cellular component: transcription regulator complex; histone deacetylase complex. Lineage: Eukaryota; Metazoa; Chordata; Aves; Passeriformes; Passeridae. Gene Ontology annotation, molecular function: transcription corepressor activity.